AUGCCUGAGUCUAUCUUCCCCAAGGUCAAUGGGAACUCGCUCCCAACAACGCAAUGGGCACAGGUGUCCACAGGAAAAACCAUUGAACUCAAAAAGACUCCCGUUCCCCAGCCAGGCCCAGACGAGGUGUUGGUGAAAAUCGAAUACUCUGGUGUAUGCCACACCGAUCUUCAUUCUUGGAAAGGUGACUGGCCUGUGACUCCUAAAGAUUUAUGCGUCGGUGGUCACGAGGGAGCAGGGUUAGUUGCUGCGCUUGGGUCAAGGGUCCAUAAUCUCAGGAUUGGAGAUGCGGUUGGAAUACAGUGGCUCAACAACACCUGCGGAACGUGCGAAUACUGCUCAGUUGGAAAUCAACCACUCUGUCCCAGCCUCCAACUAUCAGGGUGUACAGUUGACGGGACCUUUCAGCAGUAUUGUAUCUGCAAAGCUGACAAUGCGGUCCGCAUUCCGCCUAAUAUACCUCUUGAGACUGCUGCUCCGAUUCUCUGUGCUGGUAUCACUGUCUACAAAGCUAUUUUGGAGGCUAAUGUUCAACCGGGACAAACUAUCGCGAUUGUUGGUGGUGGCGGGGGACUGGGCUCUCUGGCCUGCCAGUAUGCCAAAGCAUGCAGAUAUAAGGUCCUGGCCUUGUCUUCUGGCUCAUCGAAGAGAAACAUGUGUUUGAAUGAUCUGGGGGCUGACGUCUAUGUUGACUAUAAAUCCUCAAAUGUCGUCGAUGAGGUGAAGAGCACAACCAACGGCGGGCCGCAUGCUGCUGUGAUUGUCUCCUCUGUGGAAGAACCUUUUCAUCAGGCACUUCAGUACAUUCGCCCCGGUGGAACAGUCGUCGCUGUUGGACUUCCACCAGGAAAAAUGUCUACUGAUAUCUUCGCUAUGGUGACUCAAAAGGUCAACAUAAAAGGGUCUUAUGUAGGAAAUCGACUCGAAACAGAGGAAGCGCUCAACAUCCUUGCUCGUGCGAGGUUCGAGGUUCAAUCGAGGGUGGUUGAUUUUUCUGAGCUCCCUCGUGUUUUCGACAUGAUGGAAAAGGGAAGUAUGCACGGGCGAGCUGUUCUCAAAGUUGGAGAUCAUUUGUCGAAAUACCCUGGACGCUUUAAAUCGCUAAAGGGCUCAGCAGGUCCUGACGACGUCUACCAGUCUCAGGAUAGCAGUCCUACCAGCUUUGUAUCCCCGACACUCCAGCGAGCGAUCAAAAAGGCUGGUCGAGACUUCCGCUCAGAUACCGUGACUGUUCCAACGGGGCCUGUGAUGCAGGCCAUUGUAAACGCAUCGACAUUCGGAGAUAAUAUCUACGACGAGGGAGGAGACAGCUCAGUGAAUGCACUGCAAGAAAAGAUCGUCCAGCUGACAGGCAAAGAAGCAGCGCUCUUCGUGCCAUCAGGGACAAUGGGUAAUCAGAUAUGUUUGCGAACACAUCUACAUCAGCCACCGCAUACAAUCCUGCUGGACUACCGGGCUCAUGUGCAGUGCUGGGAGACAGGGGCCAUCCCUGUCCUUUCGCAGGCUACUGUAACUGGAGUUGAGCCAAAGAACGGAGUUCAUCUCACCCUGGACGAUGUGAAAGAUCGGAUUGUGCAGGAGGAUAACUUUCACUUUCCACCUACGAGAAUUGUAUCUCUCGAAAACACCCUAUCUGGCUCCAUUCUGCCCCUGAAAGACGCGAGAGAAAUAUCCAACUACGUCCGGAGCGUCCCUGUCCCAGCAAACCGGACACCUAUUGCGAUGCACCUUGAUGGAGCCAGGUUGUUCGAUGGCAUCACUGCAGAGGGUAUCGAUAUCAAAGAUUAUCUCGCCUGCUUUGACACGGCAAGUCUGUGCCUUUCCAAGGGCAUAGGGGCGCCCAUGGGGAGCGUCAUCGUGGGACCCAAAGAAUUCAUCCAGCGAGCUAUCUGGUUUAGAAAAAUGUUCGGCGGUGCUACAAGACAGAUGGGAAUGAUGGCCGCCGCCGCCGAAGCAGCACUCGACCACAACCUCCCCCAACUGCCCAGGGUGCAUGCCCUAGCCCGCAGAGUGGCCGAGUUCUUCCGUGGCAUUGGAUACGAGCUCUUGCUUCCGGUCAGCACUAAUAUGAUUGUUUUGGAUUUGAAGAAGAUGAGCAUAGAUGGAGAAGUGGUUGCUGGGUACUGUCGACGACAUGGUCUCGCUGUGUUCCCUAAUGGAAGACUGGUGUUUCAUCAUCAGACUUCGGAGGAUGGAGUUUCGAGGCUUCAGGAGGCUUUGUUCGAGCUGAUUGAUAGGCAUUGAAGUAGGGUCUUCAGGAUGAUUAUCGCAAAAUCCCUUACGGUUGAGAAAGGGUUUUGGGGAUAUGGAUGUGCUGGUAGCAGUGUCCCAUGCGAG
Messenger RNA from Aspergillus steynii IBT 23096, 2337 nucleotides. RefSeq lists its product as uncharacterized. Gene Ontology annotation, biological process: amino acid metabolic process. Bases 1 to 2244 code for a protein of 747 amino acids. The record is from RefSeq and is a predicted model, not a curated record. The transcript has 12 exons. Gene Ontology annotation, molecular function: lyase activity; oxidoreductase activity; zinc ion binding. Lineage: Eukaryota; Fungi; Ascomycota; Eurotiomycetes; Eurotiales; Aspergillaceae.